Pygocentrus nattereri (red-bellied piranha) is the source of this 1733-nucleotide messenger RNA. It is a transcript of the gene acot8, whose product is annotated as acyl-CoA thioesterase 8. Gene Ontology annotation, molecular function: fatty acyl-CoA hydrolase activity. NCBI's taxonomy places the organism in Eukaryota, Metazoa, Chordata, Actinopteri, Characiformes, Serrasalmidae. Gene Ontology annotation, cellular component: peroxisomal matrix. The transcript is spliced from 6 exons. The record is from RefSeq and is a predicted model, not a curated record. Bases 43 to 1005 code for a protein of 320 amino acids. Gene Ontology annotation, biological process: acyl-CoA metabolic process; fatty acid catabolic process.
GGCGGGGCUUGCCGGAAUACGGGUGUGGUAGUCGCUUCCAACAUGGCUGAGAGCGGCGCUGAGCUGAAGCGGGAGGUGAUUGACGCCGCUGCGAGGUUUGCGGACACCCCGGACCUCAGGAGCGUUUUAGUCACCAGCGUUUUAAACCUGGAGAAGCUGGAAUACGACCUGUACAGAGGGAAGCAUCACUGGGUUCCUCGAUCUCAGCGCCUGUUCGGGGGUCAGAUUGUGGGCCAGGCUCUGGUAGCAGCAGCCAGGUCUGUCACUGACCAGCUCCACGUCCAUUCACUGCACUGUUACUUCCUUCGAGCAGGUGAUCCCAAAGUUCCAGUGCUUUACCAGGUAGACCGGACCCGAGAUGGCCGCAGUUUCUGCGUUCGAUCUGUGAAGGCCAUCCAGCACGGUCAGCCGAUACUGACAUGUCAGGCGUCCUUUCAUAUGUCGCAGCCCAGUCCACUGGAGCACCAGUUCACAAUGCCCAGCGUCCCCCCACCUGAUGCCCUGCUUACUGUAGAGGAACUUAUCCAGAGACACCUGAGCGAUCCAAAUGUGGCUGAUGUUACCAAACAGGGCUUGAAUAAAAUACUGGCAGAAGAGGUUCCCAUCGAGAUCAAACCAGUGAAUCCACCUGAUUUCCGUAGACAUGUUGUCAUGGAACCCAAGAAACUGUUCUGGGUCAGAGCAAAAGGGCAUAUAGGGGAGGAAGACAUGAAACUGCACUGCUGUGUUGCUGCUUAUGUGUCGGACUACUCGCUCCUCCCCACUGCGCUGCUGCCUUACCCCAAGUACAGGGCUCAGUUCUCAGCCUCCCUCGACCAUGCCAUGUGGUUCCACAACACUUUCCGAGCAGACCAGUGGAUGCUGUAUGAAUGUGAGAGUCCUUGGGCAGGAGGGAGUAGGGGAUUGGUCCAAGGCCGCAUGUGGAGACAGGACGGUGUUCUUGCGGUCUCUUGUGCACAAGAAGGAGUGCUAAGAGCCAAGAAUACUACUCAGAGUAAACUGUAGAUGAGUUUGGACAGAUUAUUGUUUAUGAAAAUCUUGCUUUAUGAAACUCCUCUUGAUCAUUUCCAGUAUGAAACAGACUUUUGACCAGUUGAUCGCCAUUAUUAAUCACAGAGAUUUACAGGUACACGGUCCUAAAGCACUCUGCUGAUCUUCCUGCGAUUGACCGUCCACAAAGCACUCAGUCAGCUCAGAUUGCUCAUUGUGUUCUCAGCCAUUCAAUGGAAGGUGAAGUGCCGCCCAUUAAACACUCGUUAAUACCCAGAAAGCAUUCAUUGUUCAGUUCAUUGUGAUACUUUUUUUAUUCUUUUUUUUUAAAUUCAGAGCACAGAACCCACUGCGUUUGUGCUCUGUGGAACUAGACCUCCACAUUUAAUCCAUCCGUGCAGUGAAACAACCACAUACACACUAGUGAACACACACACACACUACCAGGCAGUGACCGGCGACCUUCAGGUCAAGGCUGGUUCCCUAACCUCCAGCCCACGACUGCCCUGUACCACCCUAUAUAUUAUGUUUAUCUUCCUCUGGCUGGACGUGCUCUGUUUUAGCAGCUUCUCUUUUCCUUACACUAACAGAUGUGAGUGACUUAAUGUGGAAAACAUUGGACUAAGUGUUCAAAUGUGGAAUAUCGAUGUUCUUAUACUGGUAUGUCAUGAUAUUCUCCAGUGUCUGGAUGAAACGUUCAAAUUUGCACUCAUUUAUACAUUAAUAAAUUAAUUUUUACUAAA